This is a messenger RNA of Elgaria multicarinata webbii, 3374 nucleotides long. It is a transcript of the gene CCDC66, whose product is annotated as coiled-coil domain containing 66. Gene Ontology annotation, molecular function: microtubule binding. NCBI's taxonomy places the organism in Eukaryota, Metazoa, Chordata, Lepidosauria, Squamata, Anguidae. Gene Ontology annotation, cellular component: cilium; microtubule. The record is from RefSeq and is a predicted model, not a curated record. The transcript has 19 exons. Gene Ontology annotation, biological process: cilium assembly. The coding region runs from base 60 to 3089 and encodes 1009 amino acids.
UUGCGCCGAGGCGCUCGCAAACGGGCUGCUGUGCCAGUCCGCAGAGCAGAGGAAGAAGCAUGAAUCUAGGGGAUGGUUUAAAGCUUGAAACUGAAAUACUGGAUGGAAAACCUAGGCUGAUAUUGGCUUCUUAUGUGGGCAAGUCCAAACCAAGCGUAAAAAUAUGUAAAAACAAAUUCUUAAAGCAUACAUUGAGAGCAAAACAGAACGGACAUAUUCUGAAAUCAGUGCAAACUUCCUGUGAGAAGAAUGAAAGUUUAACAAAACACAAAACUGGAUCAAGACUUUCUGUAACAAAAGGUGGUAAAAAUUCUGAGACUUCAAUAUUUACUAAGGAUUCACCGAAAGAACCCUGCAAUAAAGAUCAUGCUUUUAUUGUCCAAAAAGACAGCGGAACUGGUAAGCCUGAUAACACCAGAAUUUCAGAUAAGAAACCUUUGGCGUCCAACAAGAAGCUUAAAAAGCAUCCUGUUUCUGUUGAGGAUCUACGGGACAAUUUGGUAUGUUUGACACAACAGCAGCUUGAACAGAUUUUGAUGGCUGUAAAAGAAGGAACCAAAGGAGUCCCCCAGCUUCAGGACGAAAAGAAGGAAAAAACAAUAUCAAAGAAUGCAGAUAGCAACCCACCUGCUGAUCAGACUCCAGAGGAAAACAUAAUGGGAUUACUCCAAAAGGCUGGUGAAGUUCCAUCUGUUCCAAGUGAAACUAGUUACAUUUCAAACAAAAAACAAGGAAAAUCCAAGCAUGUUGAACAGAAAACAAUCACAAAUUCAUGGAAACCAGCUGACAUGUUUAGUAGUCUGGGAGAACGAGAGAGAGAUAAAACCUUGUUGGAUGCUAAGAAGUCCCAAUGGAAGAAGGAACUGGAUGAACAGGUAGCUUUAAAAAAGAAACUCAAAGAAACUUUGGAAACAGAGUCAAAACAUCACCCUUGGCAGAAAACUGAUACAAGGAAAAGCUGCUCAGAAAAAGUGCUAAUGGCUCAUCAAGCUAAGAUGGCAUUUUCAGAUGACUUGAGUGCUGCAUCGGAAGAUAUCCACACUUGUAGAAGUUUAACCAUUGAGGCUAGUGAAGCUUCACCAAGUGUUUCAAGUGGACAAACUGGACAAUUCUCUAGUUUCAGUUCUCCUGACUUACCAGCUGCUAUCCGAACAGCAUUUGUGUUAGGGGAAGCGACACCAGUAGAGCAUCCUUUUAGUGCUGUCAAACGUGAACAACAGAAAAAGUGGCUUGAAGAGCUUGAUAAACAAAAAGAAGCUGACAAACUACGAAAAAUAGAAGAAAAAUGUAAUUUAUCUAAGGGUGAAGAACAUGACAAGUGGACAAUGCAUUUUGAUUCUUUCAGGAAUCAUGUGAACUCUUUUUCGCACUACCCUUUAAAUUCAACAUAUAAAAAACAGCCCGAAGCUUUAUACCUUUCCCUUGAACCUCAGGACCAGACUGCUAUUACACCUACAACUUUAUGCCAACCCACACCUACAGAAGUGGAUAUCUCAGGAAAAGCAAUGGGAAACAGUAUUUCGGAGCCAAAUCAGAAAGCCAGUUUCCUUCGUUCAAUGACUGCCCUUUUGGAUCCUGCUCAAAUUGAGGAAAGAGAGAGGCGACGGCAAAAACAAUUAGAACAUCAGAAAGCCAUAAUGGCUCAAGUGGAAGAAAAACGGCAGAAGAAACAACUUGAAGAGGAACAAAGGAAACAGGAAGAGCAAGAAGAAGAACUCCGGCUUGCAAAAGAACAGGAACUGAUGAAGAAGCAGUUUGAAGAAGAUCUGCUCAAACAAAAGCAAAAAGAGGAAAUUAUGACCCUUAAAACAAAUGAGCUAUACCACACAAUGCAAAAAGCUCAAGAGCUGGCCCAGAGAUUAAAACAAGAACAGCGUAUUAAAGAUCUUGCUCAGAAAGGACAUGAUAUUUCCAAAUUGCAGAAAAAUCUUGGUGGUGGUGAUGUACCAGGUGAGAGUUGCUGUACUAACCUGAACGGUUUUCUGGAUAUCAGUGAACAUCAUGAUCACUGUUCUGGAGAGAAUAGCAAUAUAUUGAAUCACGAUAUCAAAACUAUUCUCUCUCCUCGGAAAGACACUGCUGUGCAGACAGAAAGUAUUAACAUUGAUGCACACACAAAUUCUGAAAUGUGCAAUAAGCAAAUUGGGAAAGGAAGAGUGGGCUGUACAUCUCCAGAUGUUGCUAUAGAAUAUAAAGUAGACUUCAGCAGCAAAAAAUGCAAGAAGGAAACACAUUAUCUAGAUAAAAAGAUUUCAGAAAAAGAGAAUAUUGUGAGUUUCAGUAAUCUAUAUGAACAAUCUGCACAAAAGCAGAAACAAACCAAGGCAUUGGAAAGAAAUGGGAAAAGACCAGACUGGAACAUAAACAAACCUUGCAGAAGGUAUAUUCCAGCAUCAGAAAAGUAUCCGAGACGUCUGCAAAAGCAAAGGGAGGAAAAGAAAGCUCGACGCCAAAUGCAGUUGCUUCAGUUGGUUGAAAGAAACAGCCCUGGAAAUCUCAGUCAAAAGAAAGGCAUUUCUCCCGAUAGAUCCCCCUCCCCUCAUCAUGAAGAUGAUGUUAAAAAUAAGGAAGAAACCUCUGUAAAAAACGGUUCACUUGAACAAAGAUCUGACUCACCGCCUGUUCCAGCAGUUAAAAACAAAUUACAGCAACAAAUAAAGACUCCUGAUUUCCCAGCUCAUAAUAGCAAUGAUGGAAGAGAGAAAAGUACAUAUACAGAUAAGCAUCAGAAUGAAAGACCUCCUCCAAGUGCUGAAACUGAACGGCCGCCUUCAUGUCACUUUGUUCCCUAUGUGCGAACGAAUGAAGUGUAUUACCUGGAUCCAGAUGCACCCAUGACUAGACCCUCGACGCACGAUCCACAAUAUGAACAGUUGAAUGAUGUUUACUAUACGCCACGGCAGAUUUUUAGCUCCGAUCAUGUAAGGGAUCCGCUUUUUAAUCCUAAUGUGGUGAGAGACAGGCAGCAGGCCAUACUCAAAGGACUUUCAGAACUACGACAGGGCCUCCUCCAGAAACAGAAAGAAUUGGAGACCUGUCUUAUUCCAAGCAACAUAAGUCAAGAAGAAAACUUUAUUUCACCAUUUUAAGAAUUCCAAUUUUUUUUGCUGUGUUGGCACUUUAUAUUUACUACUGAAAUUGUGGACUAAGUCUGUAGAAUGUGGAUUUUUGUUCAAUUUGAGGAUGCUUGAAUAACUGAUUAUGUAUUUUGUAUGUUUAGGUUAAAUUUCCAGUAAUGGAAGAACAUAUUUAGCUGGAAACAGUGCUAUAGCAUGUGGUUUGUUUACAUGGAAUAUUUGUAUAACUAAUUUAAACGUUAUGUAUAUUCUUAGCAUGAGGAAUAAAGUAUUGGGCAUUUGAAUGUCAUGGCUGUU